GAGCGCAGAUCAGACCGUGUGAGCAGUGUAAGCGCUGUGUUAGUGAGAGAGCAGAGUAACCCGACAGCGGCACCUAGCGGUCACUACAUCGGCAGACAUGGGCAGCCUGGAGUCCAAGAACAAGAGCACUGAUACCGCCGCUAAUAACAAGGAGGCAGAACAACAGGAGAAUGGACAUGUGAAAUCUAACGGGGAUGCCCCCACCAAGGAGAACGGUGAUCCCGCUGCAUCCAAUGGCUCCGCAGAGCCUGCCUCAGAGGAGAUCAUAUCUGCCGAAAAUGCUGACUCGGCCGCCCCUGCUGCUGCUGACCCUAAAGCCGAGGAGCCGCCGGGCAAGCAAGCCAAGAAGAAGCGAUUCUCCUUCAAGAAGCAGUUCAAGCUGCCAUUCCGUAAUAAGACUAAAAAGGAGUCUCCUGCUGCAGAAGAGCCCCCUGCUGGCGAGGCUGCGGCAUCACCCAAGGAGGAGGAGAGCAGCCCUCCCGUGGAAAGCAAGGAAGAGCCGGUGGUAGUGGAGUCUGCAGCAACUCAGGAAGAAUCCACCCCUGAGGCUGAGGUUCCAUCCAUCGAACCUGCUGCUCCUCCUGCCCAGCCUGAGCCAGCUGUGACCACACCUGAGGAAGAGCCCAAACCGGUGGAAUCUGCUCCCACUACAGAACCUGCCACCGAGCCCCCUAAGGAGGAGUAGUACCUGGACACCCUCCUAAAAAUGGACUUCUGUGCAUUGAGCCUCCCAUUUACCUCUCCCUUUACUCACCACACUCCUGGGUUCUGUAUCUACUCCUCGGUGGGUGUGAGCAGAACUGAAAUAUGUGCCAAAUGUUGCCUUCCUGCCCCUCUGAAUACACUAUCCAACUUCAUUCAGAGGAGAAAGCAGAAACUCAAGUGUUGUCCUUCUGGUGCAGACCCAAUGAACUGUAUGGUACAGACUGCACUGCUCCAUCCUAUAGACUUGUAUUAAGCCUACCUCCCAAUGGCUGUUUUAGACAAAGACAAGAGCUUUAGAUGGCUGGAGAAACCAGGGAAAUGGGGUGGUCUUGCACUUGAGAAUCUACUUUGAACUAUUGCUGGACUCCACUUCUGAUCUGGUGGAGCUUAUCCCAUUCAAAGUGACUCGCACAGCUGACUGCUGCUCACAGGCAACUUCCCUUGUGUGUUUACAGUAUAGUGUUUCCCCCUACUUGGUGUGGAUGUCCAGCAUUGUAACACUGCAUCAGUGACCAGAGGUGUGGCAGUGUGGUGCUGGCUGUUGUGAACUGAGAGAAUGUGUAUCUUUGUAAAUAUAUAUAUUUUUCUUUUAAGGUCAGGUUCUGUGAAGUCACUUUUUAACUCCUUAAAUAGUACUGGUUGUAUGUUUCAUCAUGUUUUCAAAAUAAAUUAACCCCUUUAUACCAA
Pelobates fuscus (common spadefoot toad) is the source of this 1392-nucleotide messenger RNA. It is a transcript of the gene MARCKSL1, whose product is annotated as MARCKS like 1. NCBI's taxonomy places the organism in Eukaryota, Metazoa, Chordata, Amphibia, Anura, Pelobatidae. Gene Ontology annotation, cellular component: cytoplasm; plasma membrane. Gene Ontology annotation, molecular function: calmodulin binding; actin filament binding. The record is from RefSeq and is a predicted model, not a curated record. Bases 98 to 685 code for a protein of 195 amino acids. The transcript is spliced from 2 exons. Gene Ontology annotation, biological process: actin filament organization; central nervous system development.